AUGUAUACUACACCUUUUCUCGUAGCAAUAUUAAUUUCCUUAAUAAAUGGUAUUUUUUCAAAAAGUGUCGAACUUACAUUCGAAUUACCCGAUAGCGCCAUGGAAUGUUUUUAUCAGGAUAUCGAACAAAAUACCUCAGCCUCGUUGGAAUAUCAGGUUAUUACUGGAGGCCAGUAUGACGUUGAUGUGAAAAUUGAAGGUCCUAAUAAACAAAUAAUAUAUCAGCAACAGAAAAUGCAAUAUGACUCUCAUCAAUUUACAGCACAACACACAGGAGUGUACAAGGUUUGCUUUAGCAAUGAAUUCAGUACAUUUUCACAUAAGUUAGUGUAUAUGGAGCUGAAUGUAGGACCCGAGGAACCUCUGCCUGGUAUUGGAGAUCAUGCAACAGUGAUGACUCAGUUGGAAACAUCAGCUGAAGAAAUCCAUUCAGCGUUGAACAAAAUCAUUGAUCACCAAACACACCACAGACUGAGAGAGGCUCAGGGCCGUAAGAGGGCUGAAGAUCUGAAUGAACGUGUCAACUACUGGUCCAUGGGUGAAACUUUGGCUAUUGUGUGUGUAGCAUUUGCACAAAUUAUGAUAUUAAAGAAUUUCUUUAGUGACCGACCCACCCAGUACACUAAAAUGUAA
Danaus chrysippus (African queen) is the source of this 633-nucleotide messenger RNA. Lineage: Eukaryota; Metazoa; Arthropoda; Insecta; Lepidoptera; Nymphalidae. The record is from the annotation of a GenBank genome assembly.